Messenger RNA from Daldinia vernicosa, 1267 nucleotides. RefSeq lists its product as uncharacterized. NCBI's taxonomy places the organism in Eukaryota, Fungi, Ascomycota, Sordariomycetes, Xylariales, Hypoxylaceae. The transcript has 5 exons. The record is from RefSeq and is a predicted model, not a curated record. Bases 312 to 1049 code for a protein of 245 amino acids.
UGACUAAAGAUAUUGCCCUAUAAUCUCGAUCUGCUUUCAUUUUAGGGGCUUGCGGUCGGCGUAAUAAUUGGCUUCCUGCGGCCUGACUUUCAUCCGACGUAGAAUAAUCCUACGGCCUAUGUGGUAUCCCAACCUUCCGGAAUUGUGUAAUACUCCGAGGAUAGCUGGACUGCGUCCAUAGCGGAGUUUUCAGCUGCAAAAGUACUAUGUUUGUCGGAAAUGUCCUUCGUGAUUGAAUUGCGACGUAGGUAUUGACCAUUCUCGAUGAAUUCUUCGCCGAGCAAUUUGUUGGCGAAUAACACCAACAUAGUAUGGCGGGCCCAGGACGAGUACCGCUGACGAUAUCCGAUCUGACUGAAGCUUCGGACUGGGACACGACACUGGUCAUAACUGAUGACUGGAUGAAGAAAAUCGUUCCGGAGAGGAGACACAGCGGAUGGGAGGCAGUGGAAAAACAAUGGAUCGGAAAUAAACAAUCGCAGCAAUCAAUAGAUCAAAAGCCGUCCAGAGAACUCACAAGGAAGGAGUAUGAAGCCAUGGAACGGUUUCCAUAUCCACAGAGGGCCCUUCCAGUCCCACAACUGGAAUUUGACUUCCGAAUGAAAGUUAUCUUGAGUUCCCAGUCUGCUUCAGUUGCCGUAAACGAUGGCUUUAAGAAGUGGUCAACAUUCUCCGACGGCAGCUGGUCGGGCCGUUUCGGAUAUGGUCUUGUUGUCAAUGGAGGGCAAGAGAGCCAAGACGUAGUCCAUGGAAAAACAGCGGCAACUUGGGUGGAAGGGAUGCAUCGGCUACAGACCGAGGACGAAGUGCCAGCAUACAUCGAAUGCAAAACGCGAGGGAAUAUGACCGGACCUCCCGAGCUAGUGAAGGCGCUUCAAGACCCAGGGGCAUCAGCAUCGGUUGACCCAAGAUCGUGUCUAUUCAGGGUGUUCGUCACCAUGAAGACUACGGAUGAGCGAUACGCAGAGAAACUAAACGCCGGGAUGUGGAUCGGAAGUUGCCUCUGGAAAGGCUUAGAAGUCAUAUAUGACGCAUACCGAGUGAGUUAGCGGAUACUCAUAUGUAAUAGGGUACCUAUGUAGGUUAGGUAGGUAAAUAAUCAUCACUGAGGAUGAAGAAAACAAGGUACCAAUAUAGUCAAUUUGACGGUGUAAAUUCUUGAGUUUGCCAAUAUUGGGUUGGAGCUGAAGUCUCAAACCGGCAGGGCUCAAUACCCGGAUUUCAGCUUAGAAUUGCAUUGAAUUUAGUCCAAGUUUCGGCAUUCCCC